AUGGGGUGGGACUGGGGGACUCCCACGCCCUGGGGAGGAGAGGAGAGGGAGGACUGUCAUGUCCAAAGGUCCAUUCCAUCUGUGUCUUCCUUGACGUUGCGCCCUCUGCCCUGCACUUGGUUCGAGUGUGUCAGCAUGUUGGUGAUUCUCCUCAACUGUGUCACCCUGGGCAUGUACCAGCCAUGUGAGGACAUGGAUUGUCUGUCUGACCGCUGCAAGAUCCUGCAGGUUUUUGACGACUUCAUCUUCAUCUUCUUUGCCAUGGAGAUGGUGCUGAAGAUGGUAGCCCUGGGGAUUUUUGGCAGGAAGUGUUACCUGGGGGACACCUGGAACCGGCUGGAUUUCUUCAUUGUGAUGGCCGGGAUGGUGGAAUAUUCUCUGGACCUUCAGAACAUCAACCUGUCAGCCAUCCGCACAGUGCGAGUCCUGAGGCCCCUCAAAGCCAUCAAUCGCGUGCCCAGUAUGCGCAUCCUCGUGAACCUGCUGCUGGACACCCUGCCCAUGUUGGGCAACGUACUGCUAUUGUGUUUCUUUGUCUUCUUCAUCUUUGGGAUAAUCGGUGUGCAGCUGUGGGCCGGCCUGCUUCGGAACCGCUGCUUCCUGGAGGACAACUUCACCAUACAAGGGGAUGUGGCCCUCCCUCCCUACUACCAGCCGGAGGAGGACGACGAGAUGCCGUUCAUCUGCUCGCUCUCGGGGGACAACGGCAUCAUGGGCUGCCACGAGAUCCCCCCCCUCAAGGAGCAGGGCCGGGAGUGCUGCCUGAGCAAGGACGACUUCGCCUUCUACAGCGCGGCCCAGCAGGACUUCAACGUCAGCGGCAUGUGCGUCAACUGGAACCGCUACUACAACGUGUGCCGCACGGGCAGCGUCAACCCCCACAAGGGCGCCAUCAACUUCGACAACAUCGGCUACGCCUGGAUCGUCAUAUUCCAGGUGAUCACCCUAGAGGGCUGGGUAGAAAUCAUGUACUAUGUCAUGGACGCCCACUCCUUCUACAACUUCAUCUACUUCAUCCUGCUGAUUAUAGUGGGCUCCUUCUUCAUGAUCAACCUGUGCCUCGUUGUCAUAGCGACCCAGUUCUCCGAGACCAAGCAGAGAGAGCACCAGCUGAUGCAGGAACAGCGCAGGCGGUACCUGUCCUCCAGCACCGUGGCCAGCUACGCAGAGCCCGGGGAUUGCUAUGAGGAGAUAUUCCAGUACGUCUGCCACAUUCUGCGAAAAGCCAAGCGCCGAAGCCUGGGCCUCUACCACGCCCUCCGCAGCCGCCACCAGGGCCAGGUGGAGCCUGGCGUGGGUGCCAAGCCCGAGGCAGGGAGUGCCAAGGAGCCGAGGAGGGACAGGCUAUGUCAGAAACACAUUCCCUUGGAUUACCCACCCCAUACUCUCGUGCAGCCCAUCUCUGUGACACAGACCUCCGACCCUGGCAACUGCCCCCACUGCCAGCAGGAGAGAGAUCAGCGUCUAUCCCUGGCAGAGAGUGAUGAUGACUUUGGGCGGGAGGAAGGCUCUGCCAAUGAUGAUGAAGGUGAAGGUGGAGGAAGCAGUGAAGGAACUCUGGACCUGGAGAAGGAGGAAGAAGAGAGAGAGAAAGGCAGUGGAGCAGCCAGACUGUGUGGGGAUAUAUGGCGGGAGGUGAGGGCCAAGCUGAGGGGCAUCGUGGACAGCAAAUAUUUUAACCGAGGCAUCAUGAUUGCCAUCUUGGUGAAUACUGUCAGCAUGGGCAUUGAACACCACGAACAGCCCGAGGAGCUGACCAACAUCCUGGAGAUCAGUAACGUGGUGUUCACCAGCAUGUUUGCCCUGGAGAUGAUCUUGAAGCUGGCGGCCUUCGGCCUCUUCGACUACCUACGGAACCCUUACAACAUCUUUGACAGCAUCAUCGUCAUCAUCAGUAUCUGGGAGAUCAUCGGCCAGUCGGACGGGGGCCUCUCGGUACUGCGGACGUUCCGCCUGCUUCGAGUCCUGAAGCUGGUCCGCUUCAUGCCAGCCCUGCGCCGCCAGCUGGUGGUUUUGAUGAAGACCAUGGACAACGUGGCCACCUUCUGCAUGCUGCUCAUGCUCUUCAUCUUCAUCUUCAGCAUCCUAGGGAUGCACAUUUUUGGCUGCAAAUUCAGCCUCAAGACUGACACGGGAGACACUGUACCCGACCGGAAGAACUUUGAUUCACUUCUUUGGGCCAUUGUCACAGUGUUCCAGAUCCUGACCCAAGAGGACUGGAAUAUGGUGCUCUACAAUGGCAUGGCCUCCACCUCUCCUUGGGCCUCCCUCUACUUUGUGGCUCUUAUGACCUUCGGCAACUACGUGCUCUUCAACCUACUGGUGGCCAUCCUGGUGGAGGGCUUCCAGGCAGAGGGGGAUGCCAACCGCUCCUACUCAGAUGAGGACCAGAGCUCGUCCAACAUGGAGGAGUUUGACAAGUUCCGAGAGGGACAUGAAGGCCAUUUUGAUAUCAAGCUCUGCCCCAUCCCCAUGACUCCCAACGGGCACCUGGACCCCAGCCUUCCGCUGCCCGGGCCCCUGGCCACCACAGGAAGCAUGCCCUCUGGCCCUUGCCACUCCCUGCAGCCUGAUCAGGUGCUCAUCGCCCUGGACUCCCGGAAGAGCAGCGUGAUGUCUUUGGGGAGGAUGAGCUAUGAUCAGCGGUCUCUGUCUAGCUCCCGCAGCUCCUACUAUGGGGCCUGGGGCCACAGUGGAGCCUGGGCCAGCCGCCGGUCCAGUUGGAACAGCCUGGCCCGGGGUCACAGUCUGAAGCACCGGGUACCUUCUGCGGAACACGAGUCACUCCUCUCUGGGGAGAGGGGCCAGUCAGCAGAGGGCGAGCGGGAUGAUGGCGCCCCUCGUGGCCCCUCCCAUCACCUACCGCCCCAUCCCCAUCCCCAUCAUCACCACCUCCACCACCCACACCGCUACCGGCACCGACGGACGCUCUCCCUUGAUACCAAGGACUCUUUGGAUCUGGCAGAGCUGCCCCUGCCAGCCCCUCAUGCUCAUCUGAGGUCUGCCCGCAAAGUGGGCACAGGCCUGGGUGCCAGUGAGCACCAGGACUGCAAUGGCAAGAUGCCCAACAUUGCCAAGGACGUUUUCACCAAGAUGGACAACCGGAAGGACCACGCAGAGGAUGAGGAAGAGAUCGACUACAGCCUAUGUUUCCGGAUCCGGAAGAUGAUAGAUGUCUACAAGCCUGACUGGUGUGAAAUCAGGGAGGACUGGUCUGUCUACCUCUUCUCUCCUGAGAACAGGUUCCGGGUCCUUUGCCAAACCAUCAUCACUCACAAGCUUUUUGACUAUGUCGUGCUGGCUUUUAUCUUCCUCAACUGUAUCACCAUCGCCUUGGAGAGGCCCCAGAUAGAGGCUGGCAGCACCGAGCGUAUAUUCCUCACUGUGUCCAACUACAUCUUCACCGCCAUCUUUGUUGGAGAGAUGACACUAAAGGUGGUCUCCCUGGGCCUGUAUUUUGGGGAGCAGGCCUACCUCCGGAGCAGCUGGAACAUCUUGGAUGGCUUCCUGGUCUUCGUGUCCCUUAUUGACAUUGUGGUCUCUGUGGCUUCUGCGGGAGGAGCUACCAUACUUGGAGUCCUCCGUGUCCUCCGCCUCCUCCGUACCCUUCGCCCGCUACGGGUCAUCAGCCGUGCCCCGGGGCUGAAGCUUGUGGUGGAGACACUGAUCUCAUCCCUCAAACCCAUCGGAAACAUCGUCCUCAUCUGCUGCGCCUUCUUCAUCAUCUUCGGCAUCCUGGGAGUGCAGCUCUUCAAGGGGAAGUUUUACCAUUGCCUGGGGGUCGACAUCAGGAACAUCACCAACCGCUCCGACUGCAUGGCCGCCAACUACCGCUGGGUGCACCACAAGUACAACUUUGACAACCUGGGCCAGGCCUUGAUGUCCCUCUUUGUUCUGGCCUCCAAAGAUGGCUGGGUCAACAUCAUGUACAACGGGCUGGACGCUGUGGCCGUCGACCAGCAGCCCGUGACCAAUCACAAUCCCUGGAUGUUGUUGUAUUUCAUCUCCUUCCUGCUCAUCGUCAGCUUCUUCGUCCUUAACAUGUUUGUGGGUGUGGUGGUGGAGAACUUCCACAAGUGCCGGCAGCACCAGGAGGCAGAGGAGGCGCGUCGGAGGGAGGAGAAGCGACUCCGGCGGCUGGAGAAGAAGCGAAGGAAAGCCCAGCGGCUCCCAUAUUAUGCUACCUACUGCCCUACCCGGCUCCUUAUUCAUUCUGUCUGUACCAGUCACUACCUGGAUAUCUUCAUCACCUUCAUCAUCUGCCUCAAUGUCGUGACCAUGUCCUUGGAACACUACAACCAGCCCAUGUCCUUGGAGAUCGCGCUCAAAUAUUGCAACUACAUGUUCACCACGGUCUUUGUGCUGGAAGCCAUGUUGAAGUUGGUAGCAUUUGGACUGAGACGCUUCUUCAAAGACAGGUGGAACCAGCUGGACCUGGCCAUCGUGCUCCUUUCAGUCAUGGGUAUCACCCUGGAGGAGAUCGAGAUCAACGCCGCCCUGCCCAUCAACCCCACCAUCAUCCGCAUCAUGAGGGUGCUUCGGAUCGCCCGAGUGCUGAAGCUGCUGAAGAUGGCCACCGGGAUGCGAGCCCUGCUGGACACAGUGGUUCAGGCCCUCCCCCAGGUGGGAAACCUGGGUCUUCUCUUCAUGCUUCUCUUCUUCAUCUAUGCUGCUCUGGGCGUGGAGCUCUUUGGGAAGCUGGUGUGCAGCGAUGAGCAUCCCUGUGAGGGCAUGAGCCGUCACGCCACCUUUGAAAACUUUGGUAUGGCCUUCCUCACGCUAUUCCAGGUCUCCACUGGGGACAACUGGAAUGGGAUCAUGAAGGACACGCUGCGGGACUGCACCCACGACGAGCGGAGCUGCCUCAGCAACCUCCAGUUCAUCUCGCCCCUGUACUUCGUGAGCUUCGUGCUCACCGCCCAGUUCGUGCUCAUCAACGUGGUGGUGGCCGUGCUGAUGAAGCACCUGGACGACAGCAACAAGGAGGCUCAGGAGGACGCCGAGAUGGACGCCGAGAUCGAGCUGGAGAUGGCCCAUGGCCUCUGUCCCCGGAGCUCCCCGGGCGCCGGCAAGGGCGGGGGCUGUGCGGGCCCCGGAGGCCUGGGAGGAGGGCCGCCCGCCGAGCCCGAAGCGCGCCGCUGCAUGCGCUGUUACUCCCCGGCACAGGAGAACUUGUGGCUGGACAGUGUCUCUUUAAUUAUUAAGGACUCCUUCGAAGGAGAGUUAAUGAUCAUCGAUAACCUGUCAGGCUCCGUCUUCCACCAUUAUUCCUCCCCGGCCGUGUGCGAGAGGUGUGAUCAUGACCAGCAAGAGGUCCAACUGGCUGAGGUGGAGGCCUUCUCCCUGAACUCGGACAAGUCCUCUUCGAUCCUGCUGGGGGACGAUGUCAGCUUGGAGGAUCCCACGGCAUGCCCUGUGGCCUCCAAGGAGAGCAAGCAGGGAGAGUCGGAGCCUCCUGACCCCAUCCAGAUCGGGGACCUGGGAGAAUGCUUCUUUCCGCUGUCCAACGCGGCAGUCUCGGCAACCCCAGAGAGCUACCUGUGUGAGAUGGAGAAGGACCCCUUCCAUCCCGUCCAGUCCUGGCUGAAACACGAGAGCACUCAAACUCCCCCCAGGCCUUUCUCGCCCGAUGCCGCCAACCCCCUCCUGCCGGUGCCAGCAGAGUUCUUCCACCCAGCUGUGGCCACCAGCCAGAAGGGGGAGGAGAAGCCUGCCUGCAAGGGGACCCUCCCCAAGAUCUCCCUGCAGGGCUCCUGGGCAUCCUUACGCUCUCCAAGUGUCAACUGUGCCCUCCUCAGACAGACCACGGAGAGCGACACCUCCCUGGAGGACAGCAGGAGCAGCGGCUCGGUGGGCAGCCUGCAGACCACGCUGGACGACAGCCUGAACCUCAGCGACUCCCCGCAGUGCACCCUGGACCUGCCGGCGGCCCUGUGCCCGGGGCUGCCGGGCCCCCACGCGCGGGCCGCCCACAGAACGGUCGUGGCCGCGGCGCUCUCCCCGGCCUCCCGUCGCCGGAGCCUCCGGGGCCGCGGCCUCUUCAGCCUGCGGAGCCUCCGGGGCCACCAGCGCAGCCACAGCAGCGGGGGCAGCACCAGCCCCGGCUGCACCUACCACGACUCCAUGGACCCCUCGGACGAGGAGGGCGUGGGCAGCAGCCUCCGGGGCGGGGGCACCAACAGCAGCGAGCAGUCAGAGACCCUCAGCAGCCUCUCGCUCACGUCCCUCUUCUCCCCGGCCCUCCCGCCCCCGGGCCUCCGGCUGGCUAAGAGGUGUAACAGCACGAGCAGCCUGUCUACCGUGGCCCCCUUGUCCCCCGCCCAGGGCCCCCUGCCGCCCGUGGGGCCUGAGGGCAUGCAGCCCUUCUCGGUUGACCCCAGGGGCUUCCUGUCCGCGCCCUCCUGGGGGACAGACUUCUGUAAGGACCGCCACUCAGCCAGCGAGGAGACCCAGGGGCCAGGCGGCCGCGAGCGCAAGCAGCCCCCCGAGGUGGAGCUCGGGGAAGGGGUGACCAAGCGGAACAGAUGAGGUUCUCUGGCCCCCGGGGGUCGCGGCGGGGCGCCCAGCGGGGGAAGCCCAUUCGCUGUGGCUGUCGCUUCCCAGACUCCCCCUGAGCGAGCGAGAGUCUGCCGGGGUCCCGGCUGGCUGCCGAGCCCACUCACCUCAGGCCCCCGGGAGACUGGCGGGGCGUGGCCCGCGCCGGCGCUGGGUGGGCCGGGGAGGAGGAAGAGCCCGGGCGCUCCGCGGGGGUGGGGCCUGUGGCCGGAGCGCGGCCGGACGCGGCCCUUUCCGUAUCUAUAUACAUAUAUACAUAUAUAGACACACACAAAGACAUAUAUAUUUAUUUAUUUUUUUUACUGAAAGCUUAUGACUUCCAGAAAGUGCUAAGAAUAGAGAGGGGUGGGAACGGGAGGUGACGAAGCGUGAGAAGCAAAAACUCCCGUCAGGCAGCAGACGUUUCAGCCCCUGGCCCCGACGCGGGGACUCCGCGGCCUUUGGGGCCACCUGGGGCAGCCCCCUGAGUCACUACCGCUCUUUGGAAGGGGUCGAAUUUUUGUCCUUUUAUUCUUGAUUGUAUUUUAGGAGCCCCCAAGGCACCCUAAUUAGCCAAUAGGUACAUAUAUAUUUUUUCCAUAGCAAAAAAGUUGAGGGGAGGUAGUAUAUUUUUCCAGUGAUAGGAGAGAGGAGGUGGGCUUGUCUCACUGGGGUAGCCAGAGCCAAGGGGGAAGCCCCCUCGGAGCUCACCCACCUGAUCCCAGCUCCUCCGGGCAGAGGGGAGACCAGCGGCUCAGAAAGGGAAGGGGACCCGGGCGCUCAGGGCGUCCUGGAAUGGCAGAGCUUGGAUUCCUCCCCAGCCUGCGGAGCCUCGCUGACAAAGUCGGGCAUUCUGAUGCAGGCAGGACGUGAGGUGGAUGGGCAGCUUCUUCCUCUGCGGACCGUGCCCCCGGGCAGGCUUUGGCGUUGGUCACAAAAUGACCGCGGCUCCAGACCAAGGUCUGUCCUCCGUGUAUGUGGUCUUCCCUCCCCCGCCUUUCCCUGUUCCUGGGGCAGAGCAGCUGGGCAUUUUCUCUUAGAGUAGGACCCUUUCCUUAGUAGGCCUUCUCCCAGGCCUCUUGCUGGCCUCCCUCUAGAUCUUGGCGGGGAGAGAAGACCUUAGUCCAAAAAAGAGGGGGAGGUCUGGAGGGUGUGAUUUCUCCAACCAUCCUUCUGUCUUUCUGUCUCCACGUCAGUUCUGAGUGUUUGAAGCAACAGAGACAGAGAAAAGGACAAAGAAACAUGAGAAAAGGGAGAGGGGAUGUGUGCUGCCCAGGGGUGGUAACAGGCCCAAAUCCCUCAUUGUACAGAGGAGAAAAUAGAGACCCAGAGGGUACAAAUGCCUGCCCAGGGUCAGUUACUAAGUGUGGAAAGCAGGAUCUGAAUGAUGAGCUUCCUGAUUCCCAAGUCCAAUUCUGUCUUCUUCAUGAAGGAAGGGAGGAAGUCCUGGGGGCGAGGUUAGCCCAGGACAGAUGGACCCUUUGAUCCUGUGAGGGUCCCACCGGGCAUGGGUGGGUUCAUCUGUGCAGCCGCCUCACUCUUCAGUAUCUAAGCAGAUCCCAGAAUUCAGGGCAGGGCAGGACAGAUCCCCGUUCUCUUGUCCUAAGCACACAUCUUGCAGGCUGGGGGUGGAGAUCGGACCCUUUGGGGAUCCCCCUCUCCCUUUCCCUGCCUGACUCUCUGAUCCCCCUUAUCAAGCAUUCACCCAUCCCACCAACACACAUCCACCACUGAGCUAGACAACAGACCCUCCUUGGUCCGUCGCCACCUGGGCUUUCUGGGAGGACCAGCCAAAGCUUUUAGUCUCGAGCAGGCAGCUAGACCUCGGAGGACACCUCCUUCUGGCCAUCCUCUCUUGGGCAAUUUGGGUUCAUGUCUUAUAAGUUACACGUUCCUAUAUAGGAUCAUAGGGCCCCAUAUUUAGAACCAGGAAGGACCGUAGGGAUCAUCUUGCCCAAUUUUAUCAUUUCAUAGAGGGAGAAACAUGCUUAUGGAUGCACAGCAUUUACUUUCAAAUACAUGCCCAAUACCUGUGUUCAUACCCAUAUAAGCCAUUUUACACAUCCACACACAUUUGCUUAUACACUUGCUCUAGCUUCCCCAGCCCUUCUCCAAAGUAUUGGGUCAAGUUCCACAUAAGCAAUAAAAAGACCCAAGGGUGGGUUUCAUCUCCCUAUCCCCUUCCGGAGGUCCAGCUGUGAUUGGGUGAGGAGGGGGCUCAUUCUCAGUCCUGAAGGUUAUCAAGGUAUGUGAGGAAAAUGAGAGGUUCAGAAGAAGGAAGGGCCCACUCUGAGUCUCCCAACCAGUUCUAUGAGGAGUUGUAAAGCUGAUCUUUCUGACUGGAGAAGAUGAGACCAGUUUACUCAUCUCCCACCUUGUCACCUCCAAAGGAGUUAGUUGGUACCUGUGUCUGCUCCAAGGGAGGAGACUCACCUCAAGAGAAGGAUUUGGGUUAACUGAGAUGCCAAAGCUAGAAAACAGCUCCAUUUUCCUAAUAAGUCAUUGGGACACUUGGCUCCUAAAGUAAUUAUAAACAUAUAAACCCUCCUAUGAUUCAUAUAGCCCUUUCUUCACAGCCUGCAUUUUUUAUUUUUGUAGUUUAAUCAAGGCCUUUUAUCUUUACACCUUCUUAUUAGGCCAGUGAUCAGAUCCUAUUACCCAGUUGACAGGAUGCCAGACAGUAGCAAGUUCCAAGAAUUUGCUCCUAUUCCCCCCACUUCCUUGAGCCUGAGUGCUCCCAUCUUUCUAAUACCUUAAGGACUGAAAAGUACUUGAUGUCCAUUGCAAUCUUGGGAUGUGGGUGGGGUAAAGGUUAUUAUUUCCAUCUUACAGAUAGAAGAGCUAAGAUUUGCCCAUGAUCCCACAAUUUCAUUUCAGGGGAUUGGACUCAGCCAGGGAGGGAGCAAGAGUAGCUACAGCUUGGCCCAAGCUGGCAAGUAAAAAAAAGGCAAAUUGUGGAUGGCCAACAGGGUGAGGAAGAAAAGAGGAGUUUUUCAGUGAAGGGAUAGAAGUGGAGUGGAGUGUCAGAUACACUAUCUGAUACAGAAUAUCUGGGUCAGUUUCUAAAUCUAGACUCUGUCAUAAUUAUCAAAUUGGGUGAAACUGAAUAAGUAAUGAUGUGAAUUAUGUUUGUUCUUAACUCAGGGCAAGUCAGGGUGGAUUUGACUUACCCGAGCUCAGCACAACGGUGGAAAUUGGUAGGAAUGGCACAUGGUUGGGACAGGGUAACUACCUCAUGUGGGUUUUCUCUGGGACUGGAAUAUGCCAAUGUUUCUGUGCCAUCUUUCUUCCUUUCUUAUCAGUGGAAUACUGACUGCUUAGGCUCCCUUGUAUUUCUGCCUCUUUUUCAGAGGUCCAAAGUCAGAAGAAACACAAUUCACAAAGAGAAUUGAGUUUGUUCAUAGCAAAGAAUUAUCAAAAAAGGACAUCUGUCCCAACCCAUACUCUAAGAGGAAUCUCCUGUCUUAGAUUUAAAUUUCAGUAUAGAUAAAUGUAAAAUACUUCCCCAUGCUUUAAAAAAAUUAGUUUCAUAAGAAUAAGAUGAAGGAGGAGAGAGUUACUCGAUAGCAGUUUGUCUGAAAAAGAGCUGAAGGUUUUAGUGGACCGAAGUCCAGUAUGAUUUAACAAGACUAGAUUUCUUUGAUAGAAAGCACUUCCUUCAGCAGAUCUGGUUGUUAUCUCUGCAGCCCAGAGCUGCAAAGGGGAUUAUUCAGAGUCAUUCAGUCUGAUAGGGAAGCGAGGGAAAAAAAACAGUCCAGGAGAGGCAUCCAGGAUGGGGAGAGGAUUUGAGUCUGUGUCACAGGAGGGAGUGGGAAUAUCUGGCCAAGAGGAAACAGGGCAGCCUGGUGUCUGCCUCUCAUAAUAUGGAGGGAAGUUGGAUGGAGGGGGGCUUAGCUUUGUUCUGCUUGGCCCAGAAGGUCGGAGUAGGCACCCUGACUGGGGGAAAGCUAAGAGGAAAAUUUAGUCUUGACAUCAGGAAAAACUUCUUCCACUUAGAGCUGGAAGAGGUUGGCCACAGCCCAUUGACUCUUUUGGCAAUUGAGGAAACAGAGACUAAUUUGACCUUAGUCACAUGUGCAUUGGCUGGGAUAGGGGUGGACUUGGAGCAGGCUUGGAGCUUUCCUAACACCCCCACUAGAAUGCUUAAUUUGCUUUAAAAUCAUGAUCUGGUCAGCGGCCCAAAUCAAUGCUCAAUAGAGGCGUGCCUGACAGAAGGAUUGACUGAAGCUAGCAGGGCACUAUAGGCCAUGAUGUCCACAUAUACUUAAGGGUCCCCCUUCCCCAAAGUACACAAAUUUUGUGGCUGGAGAACAGGACAGUGACUCCAUGUAAGCGCUCCUUUUUGGGGUGGACCCUUACCCUAUACCUCUGACUAGGAUGUCUUCCCAAUAUCUCUUUCUCUCUGUCUGACCCUGUCACCCAGAGACCCUUGGAAAAGAACAGUCCAUUUCUAUAAGCCCCCUACUCUGCUCCAGAAACUUUAGGACAUCAGGCUUUUGAGGCCUGGGGAGGGGGAAGUAAUGGAAGUAAUGACCGAAGACUACAUAAGUAAUAAAUAGUAGAGCAGGGGCUCAAAUAUACACUCUGAUUCCACUAGACAGUGCUCUGCCCACUGUACCACACUGCCCUUUCAUAUCUGAUAUACAGGACAUCCUUUCUCUGACAAAGAUGGAAGUAAAAAUGAACCUACUUCCAGCAGAUCCAAGCCCCUCACCCCUCUUUCCUUCUUCCUCCUUCCCUUCCUCCCCUUCUCUGUCUCUGUGUUUCUCUCCUCUCUCUUUUUUUCUCUCUUUCUUUGUCUUUCUUUAUCUGUCUCUCUCUUCUCUUUGCCUCUUUGUCUCUCUGUCUCUGUCUCUCCAUCUUUCUCUUUUUCUGUCUCUCUUUCUCUAGCUCUCUCUGUCUCUCAACUUGCUAUAGCCCAAAACUUGAGCCGCUAGAAGCCAAAGCCCACUACUAAGUCUUUUUUGUCUUCCUAUCCCCAGCACCCAGCACAGUGCCUAGCACGCAGCAGGUGUUUAAUAAUGCUUUUUGAUAGACAGAUGGAUGAGGGCGAGAGCUAUAACAAGGGUGGGGCAAACAGAGCUUUGCCCUAGAAUGUAGCUCACCUCUGAGGGAGGAAUACCCCCUCCCUAAGAAGUCCUGUAAAGUUGCAGAGAGGGAGUCAUGCCGUCUGUCCUCCAGGGUGCAUGAUAGACUCUGAAUGACGGGCCAGUGCCUUCCUCAUGGGGUUGCCCUAACCUCCUCCCCACAGCUUAACUUGGGCUGGGGUGGAAAAGUCCUGGUUACAGCCCAGUGAGAGACCGAUACAAGGUCUGUCUCCGGACCUGUCCUCAGAGCCUUUCCAGGGCUCCCAGUUGGAUCCAAGCUCACUUCCAGGCCAUGACAAGGCUUCAGCAUAGGACUUUAGUGGAGGCACAGAAUUCCAAUAAAUAAACUCCCCCUGACUCUGCCCCCCUCCCUCCAGCCCAUCCAUCUGGAAGCUGCUGUUCUCCCCAUCCCUUGCCAGUCACUCCCCUCACCCCUCUGCUGCGCCCUCGGGUUGGGGAGGGAGGGACUUCCUGGAUGUUCAGAGCAGCGGCUUUUGCCACACCCAGAUAGCUCCUUGUCUUCAUGCAAUAAUAGGAAUUUUGAGGUUCAGACACCCCAGGGGUUGGGGGAGGGAGUAGCCACCGGGAGGAUGAGGAGGGACAGUUCUCUCUCCUCCAGGAAGCCCUCCAUCCUGUCCCUUUCCUCUUUUAUUAAUGAACUUCCAGUCGGAUGUACAGUUUCUAUGAUGUGACCAUUUUAAUCCUAGUUGCUGAUGGGUAGUAUCUGCUGUUCUCUUACCAUCAAGGUGUAGGAAAACCAACAGUAUUGUAUUGAAUUAAAAACAAAAACAGCUAUUUCGGAAA
Antechinus flavipes (yellow-footed antechinus) is the source of this 12425-nucleotide messenger RNA. RefSeq names its product calcium voltage-gated channel subunit alpha1 I (gene CACNA1I). Bases 1 to 6528 code for a protein of 2175 amino acids. The record is from RefSeq and is a predicted model, not a curated record. NCBI's taxonomy places the organism in Eukaryota, Metazoa, Chordata, Mammalia, Dasyuromorphia, Dasyuridae. Gene Ontology annotation, biological process: positive regulation of calcium ion-dependent exocytosis; membrane depolarization during action potential; calcium ion import. Gene Ontology annotation, molecular function: low voltage-gated calcium channel activity; voltage-gated sodium channel activity. The transcript has 35 exons. Gene Ontology annotation, cellular component: voltage-gated calcium channel complex; plasma membrane; voltage-gated sodium channel complex.